UUUACUGAGGUGUAGUUCAACUGAUGGAAUGUUGUCACAAAUUGAUAUGUGACGAAAGCUGUUGGCAUAUCGAUUAUGGAAAUCAGCAUGAUGUCCAGUAACCUGCCUCCCCUGAGAAACCUGCCCAACUGGUCCAGGGUUCGAGAUCUGGACCGUGUCAGAUACCCCAGACUGCUGACCAGUGACUACAUGGUCAGAUCUCCUCCUGUGGACAUCAGGAGUGUGAAAGCAGCAGCAGCUGACCCCAGUACAGAUGCACAGGAGGACACACGCGUUGCUUCUCUGCAGAAAGACAUUGAGUUCCUCCAGCAGCAGCAUAAAGACACGCUGGAAAGACUGCAUGCAGAGAUCGACAAGCUUAAGCGGCUUAAUAAAGAAUUGCAGUAUCAGUUGGUUAUGAAACACGAGCAUUCUCCAAAAGGCUUCAUAAGGACCAACAGUGAUUCCUCAACAUCCAGCAGAGGCGGAUCAGCCGAGAGAGUUUCACAAUGCAGAUUCAUCAGUACAGCGGAGUCAGGACAGGGCGCCGUCACAUCCCUCUUGCCGCUACAGAUCUCCUGCAGUUCGUCCCAAAAUCCCCGAAAUCCGACGCUGAAGGAGUGUGAGCUGAUCAUCCGACAGCUCUAUCAGGCCAACAGCUCACAGCAUCAGGAGCUGCUGCGUGUCAAGAAGCUCCUAAGCAACAUUGCUUCUACAAAUAAAGCAUCGGCUGAAGUCUCUCUCACACGAGCCUGCCGAUGUGACAAUAACAGGGCUGAAGUUUUCAAACAUUUUCCAAAACUACCUCUCAAACCACUGCCAACGAAACAGCUCCCAAGUCAAGCCGGUAAAGGAGAAACUGUGAUUCUUCCAGCCAUCAAACGCAAUUUAAGCAGCAGCACGAUGUCCGAGCGUCAGAGGAGAGCGCAAGACGGACACAGAAUGAGACUCCGGAGAACCGUCAACUCCUAAAACUGAUCAUAAUACACUGGAACGUGAGAAGACUUUCCAUCAUGCUGGCUUGUUUUUACCUCAUGGACAUGCAUAAACAUACUCACUUUUACAUCAGUCUGUCUAUUAAGGAAACACAUGUAGUUUCUACUCUAAGCCAAAUAUCAAAUUCCCCCACUUUCACUGACUAAAAAGCUGAAUUUUCAUGACCCAAAAUGAAUAGAACUUUAAUAUUUCAGAUUAUUAAACAAAUUUAAAUAUGUCAAAGAUUACACAAGUAAAUAUGUCAUGCAGUUUUUAAAUUAAGGUAUUUAAUAUUAAGGGAAAACAACAUCCA
Danio aesculapii is the source of this 1267-nucleotide messenger RNA. Its product is annotated as coiled-coil domain-containing protein 74B. The record is from RefSeq and is a predicted model, not a curated record. Bases 76 to 951 code for a protein of 291 amino acids. The transcript has 8 exons. Lineage: Eukaryota; Metazoa; Chordata; Actinopteri; Cypriniformes; Danionidae.